Molecule: messenger RNA, 3572 nt
Organism: Alosa sapidissima (American shad)
Lineage: Eukaryota; Metazoa; Chordata; Actinopteri; Clupeiformes; Clupeidae
Product: very long-chain acyl-CoA synthetase-like
Exons: 10
Coding region: 287-2146 (619 amino acids)
Molecular function (GO): long-chain fatty acid transmembrane transporter activity; long-chain fatty acid-CoA ligase activity
Source: RefSeq, a predicted model, not a curated record
GCCCUACCAGAACAUGCACUUUGGUGACCAUGUUUGCCCUCUCAGCUCUCAUCUUCCAGGCCUGUUUCUUUUUUUCCUCCCAGACUUUGCUUCUGCUUCUCUUUAGCUGUUAUACUACUUCUUGCCACAAGGUGGCCACAAUGCCCAUUAAUGACUCCUAGUACUAUUUUUUGAUGAAAAAAAAAGGGCUCUUCAGCUUUGUAAAUGAUUCCAAACUUCUGUUGUGUUAUGUUUUGGUUUUGUUUGUCUGGAAGAAAUUUGAGCAGACUUGUUCGGAACUGUCAAUAUGUUAACUUUGUUCAGUAUUUGUUUUGGGGUAGUUUUGUUUUUUAUUGGGCUUUACAUCCGAUUUCCUUACUUUAGACAUGACUGUGUGUACAUUUUGAAACUUUUAAAAGUGAGUUCAAGGAGAAAAGAGUUCCGAAAGAAAAAGCCUUUCUACACCAUCCUGGACUGUUUUUUGGACACUGUCAAAAGGCAACCAGACAAGCCAUUCAUUGUUUUCGAGGGUCUCGUGCACUCAUAUGAGGACAUUGACAGGCAGAGCAAUCGAGUGGCGUGGACAUUGAGGACCCAGGCCAGACUGCGCGAGGGGGAUACUGUAGCUCUGUUCGUGGCUAACGAGCCUUGCUUUGUGUGGCUGUGGCUCGGCUUGUGCAAACUUGGCUGUGCAGUCUCCCUGUUGAAUUGCAAUAUCAGAUCACGAUCUCUGCUACACUGCUUCUCCUGUUGUGAUGCUAGUGUUCUCAUUGCUUCAGGAGAUUUGAAGGACCCUGUUGUUGAAGUGCUUCCAACACUAAGAGAGCAGAAUGUCUCAGUGUUUAUCCUCAGUAAGGAGUGUGACGCAGAGGGGAUGGAGGCCCUCUCAGAUAAGAUGGCGAAUGCCUCAGAUAAGCCUGUACCACCAGCAUUCAGGUCAAAUGUCACCAUGGGAUCCCCAGCAUUGUACAUUUACACAUCCGGCACCACAGGUCUCCCUAAAGCUGGCCUAGUAACUCAUGAUAAGGUCUGGAGCCCCUCUGUCUUUCUACUCCUGGCUGGGGUCACCUCAGAUGAUGUGAUCUACACGCCCCUCCCACUCUACCAUGGUGCAGGCCUCCUCAUAGGGGUGUGUGGAGCCAUAGAGCGGGGUAUAACAGUUGUCCUGAGACGAAAGUUCUCUACCUCACAGUUUUGGGAUGACUGCAGAAAGUAUAAUGUGACUGUCAUUCAGUACAUAGGUGAAACAUUACGCUACCUCUGCAAUUCACCCAAGAAAUUCAGUGACAGAGAACACAGAGUCAGGCUCGCUAUAGGAAAUGGACUCCGAGCUGAUGUCUGGAGCAACUUCAGGAGUCGUUUUGGAGAAUUGGACAUCAAGGAGUUUUAUGCAGCAUCCGAUGGCAACAUAAGUUUCAUGAAUUACCCUGGAAAGAUUGGUGCAAUAGGCCGAGUUAAUUUCUUCCAUAAGAGACUGUUCCCUUAUGGUUUAAUAAAGUUUGAUUCAGAGCGAGAGGAACCAGUGAGAGACUCCAAUGGCUUGUGCAUAGCCACACCUCAAGGUGAAGCUGGUCUCUUGGUAUCAAAAAUUACCAGAAUAGCUCCUUUCUUAGGAUAUGCAGGAAAUCCUGAACAAACAGAGAAUAAAAAGCUACAUGAUGUCUUUCAAAAAGGAGAUCUCUAUCUAAAUAGUGGAGAUCUGCUGAUGAUCGAUCAGGAUAACUUCAUUUACUUUCAGGAUCGGAUUGGGGAGACUUUCAGAUGGAAAGGAGAGAAUGUUGCCACAACUGAGGUUGAGGAUGUCCUGACAGAGUUGCAUUUCAUUGAGAAUGCCACUGUCUAUGGUGUCAGAAUGCCAGGUCACGAAGGGAGGAUAGGCAUGGCUGCUGUAACAAUAAAAGCAGGUAGAGAGUUUCACUGCUCUGAGACUUUCACACAUGUGGCCAAUAACUUACCAUCUUACGCUCAACCAAGAUUCAUCCGGAUUAAGAGUUCCUUGGAGGUCACAGGGACAUUCAAGCACAUGAAGGUCAAUUUGGUUGCAGAUGGUUUCAACCCAUCAGCUAUCCAAGAUCCACUGUAUGUUCUUAAUGAAAAAGAACAUUGCUAUGAUCAGAUGACUAUGAAUUAUUACAAAUCGAUUAAUUCAGGGGAAGUCCAUUUGUAAUUAAUUUUUAGUUAACAUUUAGUUAACAUUUAAUCUGCAAAUGAUCUGCAAUGGGAGAAAAAGUCAAAAUGAACACCCAGUUUUUAAAUUGCAGCACAUUUCUACUUGGUCUCCAACUUCGGGCUGUAAUUCUAAUGUUAUAGCACCCCAAAAUAAUGAACUGCUGCUUGAAUAUUGUGUUCUUUUUGAACAUUUAUUUAAACUAAUUACAUAGAAAACAUAAUGAACUGCAUACAUAUUCGUAUGCAUUAUGUCUAUUUUCGGCUAUAGCCUAAAACCAUGACUGAAGCCUAAUUACUCUCACGUUCUUAAAGUGACAGGCACUCAAUUUGACCUACACACUAUAGCCUUCAGUGUAAUGACAUUAAAGAUAAAUGUAAGUCAAUAUGACAAUCGUGUAAAAUGUAAGUCAAAAUAAAAAUCAAUAUGAAAUAUUCAACUAUAUUGUGUAUUUUAGCUGGUAAUUACGUAGAUCAUAAAUAAUAUAAACUUAAUAUGAAUAUGAAUUUCAUCAUGUAUGAAAUACAAACAUAUGACAUGAAGCCACCUUUUCAGUGAGUGUGUUGGGGGGAGUCUAUAUUGUGUAAAGUCUAAAAUCUCCACUGGUGUGGUGGGGGGCUCCCAAAUCAAAUCAAGAAAGUUAUUGACUUAUCAAAUCAAGAAAUUAUUGACUUAUUAUCGAUAUCAAAACAAUACUUUUGACACACUUAAAUUAUUAUCAUGUAUUUUUCAUUGGCUCCAGACUUAUGCAUGAGAUAGAUACAGGGCUUAAAGCAAUGAAAAUGUCUGUGCCUGAAGUUAUCAGACAUUUAUAAGGGCGUCAUAUGGCCUAUACUGUAGUCUCAUUGCCUAUUUUCAAAUCUUUAGCAUACCAGCUCACGCCAGAAUUCAGGCACAGUGCCUGAACACUUUAAGCCCUAGAUAGAUAGACUACAGAACAUCUAUGAAUCUGUAAAUAACUAUUAUUGUAUUGGAUUUGAGUUGUAUCGAUCUACAACACCACUACAAAUGGCACUGAGAAACCCUACAUACUGUCAUAUUUUAUUCACCUGGUUUAACAACUACCACAUGUUUAUAUAGCCUAUGUAGUCUAGGGCCUAGGCUAUGGGCCCCAUGUGUCUGCCAAGGUUGUGCAAGAUUGUGCUGAUACCUUUUGCACCCUUUUGCGUUGGCUGAUACCUUUUGCGUUGACAUCCUGGUAACCGCUCUGUAUGCUAUGACUGAUGCAAUGUUGCCAUUAUAGCCUCAUUUCGUUGUCUUUGUACUUGUAGGCCUACUCUGCACAAUGACAAAAGUUGAAUCUAAUCUAACCUAAUCUAAAUUUAUCACAUGAAAUGAUGUAACAUUUUUGUUUGUUUGUUUUUACACUUCAGUAAAUGCAUUGGUCUUAAGCAUAAUAAAUUGCCAUAGGCCUACACAUCUAAAA